This is a messenger RNA of Zasmidium cellare ATCC 36951, 891 nucleotides long. RefSeq lists its product as uncharacterized. Gene Ontology annotation, molecular function: phosphoribosylaminoimidazolesuccinocarboxamide synthase activity. Bases 1 to 891 code for a protein of 296 amino acids. Lineage: Eukaryota; Fungi; Ascomycota; Dothideomycetes; Mycosphaerellales; Mycosphaerellaceae. Gene Ontology annotation, biological process: 'de novo' IMP biosynthetic process. The record is from RefSeq and is a predicted model, not a curated record. Gene Ontology annotation, cellular component: cytoplasm. The transcript is spliced from 4 exons.
AUGGCGGACGUCGUCACCAAAGUCGAAGUUCCGGGACUGAAGAAGACGGCGAGUGGGAAAGUGCGCGAGAUUUUCGAGAUUGAUGAGAAGACGCUGCUUUUUGUUGCGACGGAUCGGAUCUCGGCUUAUGAUGUUGUGCUGGAGAAUGGUAUUCCCUCCAAAGGCGCCAUCCUAACCCAACUCUCCGCCUUCUGGUUCACCCUCAUCGCCACGCACCUCCCAAACCUUAAAACCCACCUCCUCAGCACAACCCUCCCCGCCUCCCUCCCCCAAACCCUCACACCGCGGAGCAUGCUCGUCCGCCGCAUCCCCGUCAUCCCCCUCGAGUCCAUCGUCCGCGGCUACAUCACCGGGUCGGCGUGGGCGGAGUGCAAGAAGCACGGCACCGUGCAUGGCAUGCGCAUGCCGGAGGGGUUGAGGGAGAGUGAGAGGCUGGAGAAGCCGAUUUGGACGCCGAGCACGAAGGCGGAGCAGGGGGAGCAUGAUGAGAAUAUUUCGAGGGCGAGGGCCGUGGAGUUGGUCGGGGAGGGGGUGGCGGGGAAGGUGGAGGAGGCGAGUUUGAGGAUCUAUGAGAUUGCGAGAGACUACGCCGAAGAACGCGGGAUCAUCAUCGCCGACACCAAGUUCGAGUUUGGCUGGGACGAAGCUGCCCAGGAGGUCGUGCUCAUCGACGAGGUGCUCACGCCGGAUAGCUCGCGGUUCUGGCCGAAGGAGAAGUAUGAGGUCGGCAAGUCGCAGCGCAGCUACGACAAGCAAUACCUCCGCGACUGGCUUACGAGUUCCGGGCUGAAGGGUAAGGACGGUGUCAAGAUGCCGGAGGAGGUCGUGCAGGAGACGGCGAGCAAGUAUCGGGAGGCGUAUGAGAUGUUGACAGGGAAGAAGUGGGCUUGA